UAAUGGCGAUGUAAUUGCAGCAGACAAAAAACAACGAUGAAACGUUUGCUUUCUCUGCCGUGGCGUUCACUGUACGCGGGAAUUUUGAGAUCGCAGUGUUUACUCUGCAGAGAUGCAGGAAGAGUUGUUUACGCGCGAAAUCUGAUAUUUAUAGUCAUGUGAAAGCAUAUGUGAAAAUGCUGCAGGAGAAUAUCUGCUUCUGGACGAAUUAUACAUUUGAGCCGUAAUAGCAGUGGCUAUCUUUAUAUGCAGCUGUCACAGUGAUGUGAGAAGUUUUUAAGUUUUGAUACCCGUAGAGCUGCUUUGUGAUAUUGGAUUCUCCGAAGAAAAAUCGUUUUAGUCAUUUUAUUCACUUACGGUCCACGAUGAUUAAGUGUAAAUCCAGCAAAUCUUCCAUGGUCAAUGGAGUUCAGUCAAGCAUUUCUGCCUUUUUUGUCUCAAAGGUUUCACCAAAGUCACCUAAAAAAAUUGCAGCUGGAAUUACAAGAGUCCCCGUUUCAUUGAAGACUGGUUUUGUGCAGGAUAAAAGUGUCCCCUGCUCUCCAACCCCUUCUGCUGUCCCAGAGACACCUGACAAUCUGAGGAGCGAGAACCCUUCAGACACUUCAUAUGACAACCGCUCACCUGUCUCCCGUGGCCUACUUACUAAAGGUGUCAGGGGUAAACCUAGCCUGAUGGCACGUAAGCUGAUGCAGCCACAGAAAAACAGCAGUCUAGAGCCAGAAGACACUUUUGAGCUUAAGAAUGGCGCAAGGCACUCUGGCUCUGUGAAGAGGUUGUUGCACAGCUCAGAGAACAUCCAGAGUGCAAAGCGGUGCAGGACCAUGCAAGUUCAGAAACUUCCCGAUUGUGACACAAGCUCACCAAGGGCCGAUCAAAAGGAGUCUUCAGGAACAUUACAGAGAGCAUUCUCAAAGAGUCCUGAGAAAAAAAACAAAGCUGAGUCUGUCGGUUUUGAGAGUAGCCGAUUGGCAACUGGGCCUUGCGUGAAAAUGAAUGGAAAAACAAAUGGUUUCUCAAAGGUCUCAAAAAAAUCCUUUCAUCAUCUGAGCUUUAGUACCAGUGAGAAAGAGAAUUCACUUGCUCUAAACAUGAAGCCAGAGAUAGACAUGAGUACGGUUUCUGGAACAAAUGACUUUGAUCUUGUGAUGUCAUAUAGUUUGUGGAUACAAAAUGGAUCUACUGAAGAAAAAGAGACUUUUCUCAACUGUCCAUUUACUAAGAAGAGACCCUUGAGUACUGCUGAUCUGCAAGUGAAAGACAAAAUUGCUGAUGGAAAGACUUUGCCAGCCCCAUUUGAAGAUGAUUUUACUGAUCUGAUAGACGAUUGGUUUGAUGAUGGCAUGGAGCAAAAAUCUGAGGUGCCAAAACCCAAGAAGUUCAGUCAUGAAAAAAACAAAGGCAUACCAGAGCAUGUUAUACUGGCCUCUGGUGUUCAUAACCGAUACUGGGUACUGGAUGUACAGGACGUCACCUCAUCACAAAGUUGCACAGAGAAGCACUUAACCAUCACCUGCUCCAAGACGACACAGUCCAGAGAGGCCUGUAUUCUCAAAGAUGGCUGGGAGAGUACUCCUGUUGCUGUGGGGGACGUCGUUCACUUGGAAGGGAGGUGUGUUUCUGGCUUGUGGACGAUUGAUAGAGACUCUGGUUUCCUGGUUCUGCUGCCUGACCUGCUGAUAUCGGGGACCAGCAUUGCCAGCAGUAUUCGCUGCAUGAGGCGAGGGGUGCUGGGAGAGAUGUUUAAGGCAUUUGAUGGUGGAUCUAAGCAGAUGUUAAAUGGUACCAUAGUUCAUGAUAUCUUCCAAAAAGCAGCCAUGUCCUCAGAUUUCUCACCAGAGAGGAUACAGACGUUUGCUGCAGAGGCCCUAAGAAGCCCCAACUACCUCGGACAAAUGUAUAGUCUAAAGCUGACCCAGGCUGACAUGAGACAGGAAGUAGAAGAAUAUCUUCCCUCUUUAUCUGAGUGGGCAAAACACUAUGUCCAUACUUCACCACAGGCUGGACAGAAGCAGCUCACUCUCAAACUCCCUAGCGACGGGGCUCUGAGCAAGCAAGAUGCCACCUGUAGCAUGACAGUCACAGAUUUUGUGGACAUUGAAGAGAACAUCUGGUGUCCACGUUUUGGACUGAAGGGGAAGAUUGAUGUCACAGCUGGAGUUAGGAUUCAUCGGAGAGGCAGAAGGCCCACAGAGAGGAUUGUGCCACUGGAGCUGAAAACUGGCAAGGAGUCCAACUCCAUUGAGCAUCGCAGUCAGGUUAUUCUGUACACGUUGAUGAGCUCAGCUAGACGUUGUGAUCCAGAGGCUGGUUUCCUUGUCUACUUGAAGACUGGCAGUCUACAUCCUGUUGUGGGUAACCACAUGGACAGGAGAGAGCUGGUUAAAAUAAGAAACUCAUUGGCCCAUCACAUCGGAAACAGCUUGGUCAAGGUGGAUGGAAGAAGUCAGAUGGCCCCAUUGCCUGCCAUUGAAUCUGACAAGCAAGCUUGCAAGUACUGUCCUCAGAAAAGGAACUGUGCAGUUUACAACAGAGCUGUAGAGAGAGAUCCCGUGGAGAACUGUAGUGAAAAUCCACAGGCCUUUGUGCAGUCGGAGAGCGAGCACCUCAGCCACGUGCACCUGCAGUACUUCAGCGACUGGCUGCUACUCUGCACGCUGGAGGCUCUCACCAUGGAGAACAAAGGAGGUCGGCGCAAUAUCUGGCUUCAGACUGCCCAGCAGAGGGAGAAAAGUGGUGGCUGCGUGGGUAACAUGCAGUUAGAUAGAGACGUCAGCGUCCUAUCUGAUGGUGUAUAUAAGCACAGCUUUGUGAGGAAGGAGGGCAAUCAGACUCUCACUGGGCUGAUAGUGGGCGACAGGAUUGUGGUCAGUGAUCAGGACUCGGUGCUCAUAGGCCUUGCCACAGGAUAUGUCACGGAAAUAACUAUCAGUGGACUGACUUGCUCUUUGGACAAAAACCUUUCCAAGUUUUCCUCAAACACAGUUUUCCGACUGGACCAGGAUGAAGGUGCUGGGGGUCUUAGCAAUCAUCUAGGAAACCUGUCUAUGUUAAUGGAAAACACUCCAACCAGGUCUGAUCAUCCUUUUUUUUUUUUUCUUUUUUUUGUGCUUUUGUAUUUACAGUUUUUCUCAAUUGCUUUGGCACAUUUUUCAAAGGACACUGUGGCCAACAUUCUGAAAGGACUCAACAAACCUCAGAAACAAGCCAUGAAAAAAGUGUUGCUAUCCAAAGAUUACACGCUUAUUGUGGGAAUGCCAGGUACUGGGAAAACUACCACCAUUUGUACACUGGUGCGCAUACUCCAUGCUUGUGGCUUCAGUGUACUUCUGACUAGCUACACCCACUCUGCUGUGGACAACAUUCUCUUGAAACUGAAUAGGUUUAAGAUCGGCUUCCUGCGACUGGGUCGUGCUCAAAAAGUGCACCAUGAUAUCCUGCCCUUCACAGAGGAGUCAUGUCGGGCCAAAGGGAUCCAAACACUAGAAGAGCUGGAACAACUGUACAACAAAGAACUGAUUGUGGCCACCACCUGUAUGGGUGUAAAGCACCCAAUAUUCAGCCGUAGACGCUUUGACUUCUGCAUCGUGGAUGAGGCAUCUCAGAUCAGUCAACCCGUAUGUUUGGGUCCGUUGUUCUAUGCCCAGCGCUUUGUCCUGGUGGGAGACCACCAACAGCUUCCUCCUAUUGUGCAGAAUGCUGAAGCCAGAACCUUGGGCAUGGAUGAGAGUUUGUUCAAACGUCUGGAGCACCACAGUGAUGCAGUUGUUCAGCUGAAUGUGCAGUACCGAAUGAACAGUGCGAUCAUGUCCCUGAGCAAUGCUCUGAUGUAUGAGGGCCAACUGGAGUGUGGCUCUGAGAGGACGGCAAAUGCAGUGCUGCAGCUGCCCAGUAGAGCUCAAGUCGAGAAGGAGCUGGACCUGUAUGUGUGUCAGCCACAGUACAGUGCUUGGGUCCAGGCUGCGCUGGAGCCCAAUAGUCCUGUCUGUUUCCUGGACACCUCUGAGGUUCCCGCCCCUGAGACGGUGGAAAAAAGUGGCAUCAGUAACCACACGGAAGCUAUAUUGGUACAAGCCCUUGUCACUUUGCUGCUCAAGGCUGGAUGUAGAGCAUCUGAUAUUGGGGUCAUUGCUCCAUAUCGACAACAGCUAAAAGCCAUCUCCAGUCUGCUGCAGGGAGACGCCUUUAAAGCUCUGGAGGUCAACACUGUGGACAAAUACCAAGGACGUGACAAGAGCAUCAUCAUUGUGUCCUUUGUUCGAAGCAACCCUGAGGACAACCUGGGAGAGUUGCUUCAAGACUGGCGUAGGCUGAAUGUGGCCAUCACUAGAGCCAAACACAAGCUCCUAAUGCUUGGCUCGGCGCCCACCCUUCGCCGGUAUGCACCACUAGAGAAACUUCUCUGCCACCUUCAACAGGAAGAUAUGAUCUUCCAGCUGCCUGCUGCUGCCCAUGAGGCACUACCUGGGGUCCACUUGUGAUGAAAACAAAAACCUCUUCUGAUUCAUAGUGUACGUCACAAAGAUAAUGCUGUGAAACAGUUACUUGAAAAAAAUGUAAGUGAAAUGGAAUACAUAAGCUUCAGACUAACUGUAGACAUCUUUUUUGCUUUAAUGAUGGACGUGAAGUUUAAUAAUAAAUCAGUGCUGACAGGCCCUAGUACAUAAUUUACACUCGAGUUUUUUUACUCAAUUCUCACUACCUCAUGUUGCAUAUUUUUAAAAUUCAUUACAGUUUUAUCCAUGCAAGUGUUGUGUAUGUGCGUUUU
This is a messenger RNA of Sinocyclocheilus anshuiensis, 4768 nucleotides long. Its product is annotated as DNA replication ATP-dependent helicase/nuclease DNA2-like. NCBI's taxonomy places the organism in Eukaryota, Metazoa, Chordata, Actinopteri, Cypriniformes, Cyprinidae. The record is from RefSeq and is a predicted model, not a curated record. Gene Ontology annotation, biological process: replication fork reversal. Gene Ontology annotation, molecular function: 5'-flap endonuclease activity; single-stranded DNA helicase activity. Gene Ontology annotation, cellular component: cytoplasm.